Messenger RNA from Amphimedon queenslandica, 4311 nucleotides. RefSeq names its product ATP-dependent RNA helicase DHX36. The transcript has 28 exons. The coding region runs from base 53 to 4231 and encodes 1392 amino acids. The record is from RefSeq and is a predicted model, not a curated record. Gene Ontology annotation, molecular function: G-quadruplex RNA binding; DNA helicase activity; RNA helicase activity. Lineage: Eukaryota; Metazoa; Porifera; Demospongiae; Haplosclerida; Niphatidae. Gene Ontology annotation, cellular component: cytoplasm; intracellular anatomical structure; nucleus.
UGAAUGAGAAAUCACUCCAAUCCCUGGCUCCGUAUACUCACCUCAUUGUGGCAUGUGGAGGACCCCAUCUCUCUCCUACUCGUUUUCAAGUUCAGUCAGACUGCAAAGAAGUUUUAAAUCAAUCAUGGCAGACUAUGGAAGAGGAGCCUGGCCAGGAAGAGGUAGAGGAGGAGGGAGAGGGAGGGGAGGGAGAGGAGGAGGAGGGAGGGGUGGAGGAGGAGGUGGUAGGGGUGGUCACCCUUCAGGACUAAAAGGGAAGGAUAUCGGUUUGUAUUAUGCUAAACGAGGGAAGGAACGUAAAGUAGCAAGAGAAAGAAAUGAACGAGCUGUUGUUUCAAUUGAUAGAAGAUCAGAAAGAGAAAUAACGCAAAUACUCCAAGAUAUUGAUGGAACAAACGAACCAAUGGAGGAAUCUGAUGGACAGGAAAAAGAAGGUGCCUCACUCCAAUAUCCCUCAGUGGCCACACCUAUUUUGACCACACCUACUCACACUGACGAAGAACUGCUAAAAGAACAGAGACAAAGAGAGAGUCGACCUGCCUAUAAAAAAAUGAUGGAAUUCCGCCAGGCCCUCCCCUCUUGGGGCAUGAAGGACGAGAUAGUUCAAGCAGUUAAUGAUAAUCAGGUCAUUGUCAUUAGUGGACAAACCGGCUGUGGAAAAACAACACAGAUUUCUCAGUUUCUAUUGGACGAUGCUAUAGGAAGAGGGUGUGGCUCCAAAUGCCAUGUGAUCUGUACCCAGCCGAGACGGAUCAGCGCAAUAUCAGUGGCUCAGAGGGUAGCCGCAGAACGGGCGGAGUCCUUAGGUACUUCAGUCGGUUACCAGAUCAGGCUAGAGGGUACACUGCCGAGGGACAAUGGGUCGAUACUUUACUGUACCACUGGUAUAAUGGUCAGGAGACUGGCCUCAGACCCUUUGCUUCAAAACGUAUCUCAUCUCAUACUUGAUGAAGUUCACGAGAGAAACAACAUAACUGACUUCCUGUCGAUAAUUGUGAAAGACAUAAUACCAAAGAAGCCUGAUCUUAAGGUCAUCCUAAUGAGUGCUACCAUUAAUGCAGAACUAUUUUCAAAUUACUUCAAUAAUGCUCCCAUUAUUUCUAUUCCUGGUCGUGUUUUCCCCGUGAAAGAACACUUUCUUGAAGACGUCAUCUCACUAACAAGAUAUCGUCCACCUCAGAACCAGGGAAGGUCACGCCCAUUUUGGUCUCGUUAUGGGCGUGGUCGACAAGAGUGGGAGGAGGAGCAAUCACUGAAGGCGGAGGCUGAGGAAUAUUUAAAUGAAGUUGAGAGAGAUCAGAAAUAUGGACCUCAUGUGGCAUCAGCUUUGAGAGACAUGGAUCUGGAGAAGAUUGACCUCCAUUUAAUCCACUCUCUUUUAAAACACAUAUCCUUCAAUAUGGAGGACGGAGCGAUCCUGGUGUUUCUACCAGGCUGGGACACUAUCAGCAAGUUGCAUGAUUUGCUUCGGAGCGACGGAAUGUUUCGGAAUUCUUCGAAAUUUUUGAUAAUUCCACUUCACUCUAUGAUGCCAACUACAUCCCAGAAGGAAGUUUUUGAUCGCCCGCCCCCUGGGGUUCGUAAGAUUAUAAUAGCCACUAAUAUAGCAGAGACUAGUAUCACCAUUGAUGAUGUGGUCUUUGUUAUCGAUGGAGGGAAAGUCAAGGAAACUACGUAUGAUGUUGCGAAUCAGUUAGCUUGUCUAGAGUCGGUUUGGGAAAGUAAAGCAGCUGCCACUCAAAGAAAAGGACGGGCAGGAAGAGUCCAACCAGGCCACUGCUUCUACCUCUUCACUUCUCAUCAAUAUUCUAAACUGAACGAGUUCCAGCUGCCAGAAAUGCUAAGGACUCCACUCGAAGAACUCGUCCUCCAAAUUAAGAUGCUUCAUUUAGGAAAGGCCGAGCCGUUCCUCUCCAAAGCUCUUGAGCCUCCGGAAACUAAAUCAAUCCACGACGCAGUAGACCUGCUUAAGAACUUAAAUGCUCUGGAUGUAAAUGAGGAGUUAACCCCAUUAGGCUAUCACUUAGCUAACCUCCCUGUUCACCCAAGGGUUGGUAGAAUGAUCCUUUUUGGGGCAAUGCUUUCUUGCCUGGACCCUGUACUGACCAUUGCAGCUGCUCUUGGGUUUAAAGAACCUUUCGUAAUACCACUGCACAAACAAGAAGAGGCAGACAGGAUGAAGAAGGAGUUAGCUCGGGGUAGUGAGAGUGACCACAUUGCAUUACUGAAUGCUUUUAAUGGGUGGGAACAAAGCCGUCGUCAUGGCAACACACGUCAAUACUGCUGGGACCACUUCCUGUCAUCAAACACUUUAGAGUUACUAAGUAACAUGAAGAGACAGUUUGCUGGUUUGUUGCACGAGAUUGGUUUUGUGUCUGAUUCUAAUCCAAAGACACCAUCAGCUAAUCACAACUCAGAUAAUGUCAAGUUAAUAAAAGCUAUUCUAUGCGCUGGGCUCUACCCAAAUGUAGCUAAAAUCACUCCUGGAAAAAGAGUAGCAAAGUUGUAUACGCAGCAGGAUGGAAAGGUUAAGUUUCAUCCGAAAUCCGUCAACUCUGAACAAGGAAAUUUUAAAUCACAAUUUCUCAUUUAUCAUACAAAAGUUAAAAGUACUGCCAUAUUUAUUCACGAUGCUUCUGUCAUUCCUCCUUUCCCUCUUCUGUUUUUUGGUGGUGAGAUAGCAGCUGGAAGAGAUGCUGACCAAGAGACAAUCACUGUUGACAAGUGGAUCAUAUUUCAGGCUCCAACACGCAUUGCUGAUCUCGUAAAGGACAUGCGUCAUCAGCUGGACUCCGUCUUAAAGCAGAAAAUUGCACAACCUCAGAUGACUCUUUAUUCUCCUGGCCCCUCCCACUCAGUGACGCCCACUUCUCGUUUAAUCCAAGCAAUCAUAGACUUGAUAACUAGUGAGGAUUACUCGGCACAACAGGAAAGACUCGCUCAAGGAAAACACUUGUACCCACGAAAACAAGGGGCCAUGGCAAGCUCUCUCUUUACUGGAGUCUCUUCUCUAAACAGCAGCAAGACAGACAGUAUUCCAGUGAGUAGUCUUGAUGGAGAAGGCAAGGUGGUAGGGCUGUACUUCAGUGCCCACUGGUGUCCACCAUGCCGGGGAUUCACUCCUAAGCUCGCCGAAUGGUACACUAAACUAACCAGUGGAGCACUAAAGGAUAAGCUGGAGAUCGUCUUUGUUAGCUCUGAUAGAGAUGAAGAAUCUUUUGACAAAUAUUUUGCAGAGAUGCCUUGGCUUGCAUUACCAUACUCUGAAAGAGAUAUGAAGGCUACCCUCAGUAAAAAAUAUAAAAUCCAAGGGAUACCGACACUAGUUAUUGUGAGUGGGGCCGACGGUAGCUUAAUCACAAAGGAAGGACGCUCUGUCAUAUCUCAAGACCCAAAUGGAGAGAAGUUUCCUUGGAAGCCAGAGACACUGGUAGAGAUAAUGUCUAGUUGUAAGUUCACUAAUAAGGAAGGAAAGGAAAUUAGCUGGGGUGACUGCAAGGGGAAGACAGUAGGGCUGUACUUUUCAGCUCAUUGGUGCCAACCUUGCAUUACAUUUACGCCAGAACUUGCUACUUUUUACAAUAAAAUGAAGACAGAUGGAAAGGAGUUUGAGAUCAUCUUUUCCUCAUCUGACCAUUCAGCGGAAGACUUUGAGGAGCAUCUCUCAUCAAUGCCUUGGUAUGCUAUACCAUUUGGUCAUGAGGCAAGCAAGAAGAUUGCAAAACAGUUUGAGAUUGAUGGUAUACCAACUCUAGUCAUAGUUGAUGGUACGACUGGUCACGUGAUCACUGAGACUGGUCGAGGGAUGAUUAACAUUGAUCCCAAAGGAGAAGAUUUCCCGUGGUAUCCUAAACCAGUUGAAGUCCUUCAUGAUGGAAAGGUUGACGAUCUUAACACACGACCUAGCAUGAUUUGGUUUACAGAUGGCAGUGAAGAUCAGGUAAAGGCUGCAAAAUCAGCAAUGACUCCUGUAGCAGCGCCAUAUUUCGAAAAAAACAAAGAUAACAAUGAUUCUCUGUGUUUUCUAUACACUAUUAAUAAUUCCUUGGAAAGCAACAUACGGAAAUUACUCCAGAUAUCUGACACUCCUUCUCUUGUCAUUGUUAAUAUAUCUUCUGAUGCUGGUCCAAGCAAGGCUGUAUAUGGUGGCCCUGAGCUCAACCAAGAGGCUGUCAAAAAUUUUUUUAAAGAGUUUGAAGAAAAAUCUUUGUCAUUUGAGGUCCUGCAAUAACUUAACUUUUUAAAUACAAUAAUAAUAUUGAAUUUUAUUUUUUUUAAUUUGUUUUAACGCCCACGUACACAUUAGCCCCA